This is a messenger RNA of Melanaphis sacchari, 2503 nucleotides long. Its product is annotated as kinesin-like protein KIF12. Gene Ontology annotation, biological process: microtubule-based movement. NCBI's taxonomy places the organism in Eukaryota, Metazoa, Arthropoda, Insecta, Hemiptera, Aphididae. The record is from RefSeq and is a predicted model, not a curated record. Gene Ontology annotation, molecular function: ATP binding; microtubule binding; microtubule motor activity. The transcript is spliced from 16 exons. Bases 65 to 2359 code for a protein of 764 amino acids.
UUAUAUUAAAGAGCUUCUUUGAAACUUAACUGAUGCAUAUUUUUGCAAUCUGAACUAUGGAUUAAUGGCCAAAAAAAUGAAAGGAAAUUCAAAAUACAGCGAUGAUUCUCUUUCAUCUUUAAACGAAUCAACUGGAUCAUUAAACAGAUCGUACAAUGAUAUUUCUGAUCAAGAAAACGGUAUAUACGUCAUAGUAAGAUCUCGGCCAUUAAGCAUCAAAGAAAAUACAGCAAGUGAACCAUCAAUUGUAUCGUUUCCGGGAAAUGGACGUAUUUUGGUGGAAGGUUUUCAAACAAUUGGUGGAUCUAAUGGACCUAAAUCCAAACUGUUCUCUUUUAAUGUCGUAUUCGAACCAGCAUCUACACAAGAGGACAUAUUUCAAUAUUCUGGCAUCAAGAAGCUUAUCGAGAUGGCGGCCGAAGGUUUCAACACCACUUGCUUUUGUUACGGACAAACCGGUAGUGGUAAAACCCACACACUUACAGGACCCCCAGGAAUGUUUUUCAACAAGCGUAUUGAACCAUUUUCCGUGGACCAUGGUCUUAUAUUUCGAUCAUUUAUGUAUCUGUUUCGAUUGGUGCAACAACGACAAGAUCUUCAUUUCGUACUUAAAGCCUCAUUUUUAGAAAUUUACAACGAAAAAGUGAUAGAUUUAUUAAACCCAGGAACUGUCAGAAAACCAUUAGACGUAAGAUGGUCCAGGAAAGCUCGUAACUUUUAUGUCGAUAACUUGUUUAUGGUGGACUGUGAAGAAUUAGAUGACCUACAAGCUGUACUAGAAGAAGGCAUGAAAAAUAGAACGGUAGGGAGCCAUAAUAUGAAUGAAAACUCCAGUAGAAGUCAUACAAUGUUAACGGUGUAUAUUACGUCCGAACAACAAUUAUCUGAAGACGGUGUUUUUAUCACGAAACAAGGCAAAAUUAAUUUUGUUGAUUUGGCUGGCAGUGAAAUGACUAAAAAAACCAUGAGUGAAGGAAAAACUUUAGAAGAAGCAAAUAAUAUCAACAAAAGCUUAAUGGUUCUAGGCUACUGCAUAGCAUCGCUGAGUGAUCCUAAGAAGCGGAAAGGUCACAUCCCGUAUCGAGACAGUAAACUUACCAAACUCUUGUCUGAUAGCUUAGCCGGUACUGGUGUCACGUUAAUGAUAGCAUGCAUAUCACCAGCAAGAUCAAACGCUAGUGAGACAAUAAGCACAUUAAGGUAUGCAGCUCGUGCAAAAAAAAUCAAAACCAAACCAGUGAUAGUUAUGGACCCCAGAGAAGCAUUAAUCGUCAGUUUGCGGCGUGAAGUGGAAGCGUUGCAGAACGAAAACGAUCAUUUGCGAAAUGCUCUGGAUAUUAACAAGACGUCGUCGGCCAGUAUUUUGAAUGUAAAAAUGCCGCCCAAUAUGGACAUGGACCGGUUAAUACAAAUGGACCCCAAGGAGCUUGUGGAUUUGGUCAAACAUUACGCGAACGAAAAUGAGGCGCUGCGCAGAGAAAACGCCGAGCUAUUCAACUCCAGGGACCUAUUACAAAGAGACCACGAAAUUGUUUGUCGGGAGAACGAACGGCUACUGAAGAAACUUGAGGACGUCAACUCGGCAUGUAUAAGAUCUCCAAUAAUUCCAGCGCGUGGCCAAUAUGUUGACAAAAUUGAACUGGCCUCGACCAACAGCUCUCUAAACACGCAAAAUAUCCAAAUGGAAAAUAUUGGAUUGGAGAGAGAAAAAAGAGAUUUACCUAUAGCCUAUCAAAGAGAAAUAGAUAAAAAAGGAAUUGGAAAUACAAUAAGUAAUUUUGUGGGCUCUUUCAAAAACCGAAGAAAAGCUUUAUCAGAUAUUUAUAAAACACCGUCGAAACCAACUUCAACUAAAAGAUCGCCGCCUAUGGUUGACCGCGUAACCUCGUCAUCAUUGGUAGUUGACGAACCUAACAACAAAUUUGACAACGGGCUGAGCUCAGCAGCGUCGACGCUCGCGUCCAUCAUCAGCCGACAAGCAUUUGACAUACCACGAGCAGCCAAAGACAGUGAUCACUUAAGAGACAACAGGGGAGAUAGCAGCAGUGAUAGAAACAGUGGAGGUCGUAGAAGCAGUGGAGGUGACGACAUCGGCAGUGCAGAUGAUCGACGGAGCGCCGGAGGUCGAUUUUCACUGCCGGACAUCGUAGACUCCGGUGACGACAUCAGCAAUGGCGUACAAGUUCGACGGGACAGCGUCGGGAGUAGCGUGUACUCGAGGCGAGACACCCCAGCCAGAAGCCGCGACCCGUUUGGAAGUCCGGUGACGCCACAGAUGUACAACGGAUACAGACACCAUGCUGGAAACACUCGAACAGCCGCCGCCGUCGCCAUGAAAACAGCCGCCACGUCUAGUUGAAAUCCACCACAUGAACCGUAUGGACUUCAAUGGGUUAAAUUCCGUCAUUAUAUUGUAAACAUAUUUUACCUUACGAAAAUUUAUCGCAAAUUAUUGAUCGUCAUAAAAAUUUAUCGGAACAAUAUUUAUCACGACUUAUAAACC